AUGGUGGCCAAGCUGCAGAACACAGGUGAGGGAGUGAAGGUGCUCGCAGACAAGCCCAAGGCAGAGGCUAAUUAUUGGUUCAAACCCAAGAAGGGGAGUGUUUUCCCCGCAAAGAGAAAGUUGGUGAAGACAAUGGUUUUUGAUUCCAUAGUGAAAUGGGUUGCCUCUGUUUUCUACUCUGCCCUUCCUCCACCUCCUCCCUCUGGAGCCCCAGCCAACCAACCCAACAUCAACAAAGUACCAAAUUCCAAGAAAUGCAAGCAGAUAGUACCCUGGUAA
Prunus armeniaca (apricot) is the source of this 279-nucleotide messenger RNA. The record is from the annotation of a GenBank genome assembly. NCBI's taxonomy places the organism in Eukaryota, Viridiplantae, Streptophyta, Magnoliopsida, Rosales, Rosaceae.